CCCAGGCGGGGCCCGAUGCCCGGGCGGGGCAGCGCUCGGGAGCGGCCGGCGCAGGCUCAGGGCGGGGUCGGAGGCGGCUCCUGGCGGGACGGGGCGGGCGGAGAGCGGCCGCGGCGGGAGCGGAGCCGUUCCCCGGCAGUGCGCGGCAUGGCGGCGGCAGCAGGCGGGCGUGCGGCGGGGCUGGCGGGGCUGGCGGGCCUGUCGGCGCGGCCCCUGGGCGCGGCGGAGCCGCUGUCGCUGGGCUCGCUGCGGGGCAAGGUGCUGCUGGUGGCCAAUGUGGCGUCGCUCUGAGGCACGACCACGCGCGACUUCCUGCAGCUCAACGAGCUGCAGCAGCGCUACGGCCCCCGCGGGCUCCAGGUCCUCGGCUUCCCCUGCAACCAGUUCGGUCACCAGGAAAACUGUACCAACGAUGAGAUCCUUCCCAUGCUCGAGCACGUUCGUCCUGGCAACGGGUACAAGCCCAAUUUCCUAAUGUUCGAGAAGUGCGAGGUGAACGGGAAGAAUGCACACCCCCUCUUCACCUUCCUGAAAGAGGCGCUGCCCUUCCCGCACGAUGACCCCUCCUCGCUGAUGACCAACCCGCAGUACAUCAUCUGGUCCCCGGUCUGCCGCAAUGAUAUCUCCUGGAACUUCGAGAAGUUCCUCAUUGGCCCCGACGGCGUGCCCUUCAAACGCUACAGCCGGAGUUUCGAAACCAUCAAGAUCCAGGACGACAUUGAGUUGCUUCUGCAGAAGGUUGCCUAGAAAGUUCUCUGCCCUUUCCCCUUGCUGCGCACCUGUCUGCUUUUCUUGCAGAGAGCUGUUGCUCUGGCAGAAAUCCCAAUGUCUUGUGUAGGUUUUGCUUAUGAUGGUGCAUCUUCCAAAUCCUUGAAGUGUGCUUGAUGUUUUCAAAAGUUACAUGAGAAUGUUUGGGAAAUUAUGCCAGGUCAAGCAGCUGUGAGUCUCAGUAGUUUACUGUGAUUCUCUAAAUAAAAAGAUGUGUACUUUC
Prinia subflava (tawny-flanked prinia) is the source of this 991-nucleotide messenger RNA. RefSeq names its product glutathione peroxidase 1-like. Lineage: Eukaryota; Metazoa; Chordata; Aves; Passeriformes; Cisticolidae. Gene Ontology annotation, molecular function: glutathione peroxidase activity. The record is from RefSeq and is a predicted model, not a curated record. Gene Ontology annotation, biological process: response to oxidative stress. The transcript has 2 exons.